Molecule: messenger RNA, 5694 nt
Organism: Closterium sp. Naga37s-1
Lineage: Eukaryota; Viridiplantae; Streptophyta; Zygnematophyceae; Desmidiales; Closteriaceae
Source: the annotation of a GenBank genome assembly
AUGACGCCCGAAUUGGUUCGUCAGAUACACCUCCUCGCGAGAAGCCAAGGCGCGCCGUGUUUCCCGCAAGGCGGAGGCUGGAACACUCGUUCCGACCGAACCGACGAGCGGGGGAAUGGCGCCGGAAGUGGAGUUAGCGCUUCCUCCACGAUCGCAGCAGCAGCCUCCGCAGCGGCGAAUCAUAACCAGCCUUCGAGCACUUUUGCCGACCGCAAUGGCUCAUUCGGGAACCUCCCUUUUUCGCUCUCGGAGAGGGAGAUGGCGGUCGGCUUACCUGGUGGUACGACUGCUACUAUUCGCGGAAUUUUCGAGCAGCCGGCGCGUUCUGAUUAUCUGUUGCAAACUCAACAUCCAUCCGCGCCGUUCAAGUCGUUCGCGCCGUUGGAUCCAUGUGCUCCAGUCGCUCCAUCCGCGCCGUCCGCCCAGUUCGCGACCUCCCGAGGCUUUUCCGCCUUCCAGCAGCCCUCAGGCUUUCCGCCGCUCGCUGCGGCGGCGGAAACAGGCCAACCCGUAACGCGUCAGCCCUUAACGCGUCGCCCAUCGGCGGAUGGUGCAAUGGAUACGUCGGCCGAGGUUAUGACUGUCCCUCCUAGUAGGAGAGGCGUUAAAAGGACCAGCGGCCCAGGUGCUAACUCGGCGAAUAACAACACGACCGUGCUACCUGCCACUGCCACUGCCCCUGCCUCUGCCGCUCGCCGCCGCCGCAGCGAGAGCAACGGCCCCUCCGCGGGUGACGGCGCAAGCUCUGGCGGAAGUUCCAGCGGAGGUGGCGAUAGCCCCCGGGCGGGGGAAGAACCCGCGGAAGUAGGAGCGACGGCGCCAUCGGCGGCAGCGGAAGCGACGGCGGCGGCGACGGCGGCGUGGGAGCAGCACCAGUGGUCGCGCGGAGUUGCGGAGCUGGUGAGCGCGGACGGGCACCGGUGGCUCAAGUACGGCGCUAAGAAGCUCAGCACCAAGAACGGCGGCCAGCGCAGGGCGUACUACCGCUGCGCAGCCAGCUCUCCCCACCACCGCUCGGCAGGGUCCGCCCCGUGCCCCGCGCGCAAGGUGGUGAACUCACACCCUCUGCGCCCCUUCGACCUGAGCGCUGUCACUGUGGAGUAUCUUUCCGAGCACAACCACCCUGUGGAGGGAGGGCGCGUGGUUGUGCGUGACUAUAAAGGGCGCCGGGUUCCUCUUGCUGGGGAUGAUGGUGCUGCUGGUGGUGAGGAUAGGGUGAUGGUGGGGAGUGCUGAUGUGAGCCCAGCCGUUGCUGCUGAUGGCGAAGCCUGGACUGCCGCGGGUGGUGGUGCUGCUGCUGCUGCAGCUGCUGCUGCUGCAGGCGAUGACAGGGUUGUAUCGCAUGAUGAGUCUCCUUUUGAGGAGGAAACUCCCCAGCUCAGAGAUUUUAUGGGUGUAGCACCUCCCUGCGUGAUUUCUUUCCUAUUUAACUCUCCCCCCUUCUCCUCCCCAUCGCCCCACCUCCCCCCCCUCCUCCAACCCCUCCUUCUCCAACCCCCCCUCCCUUCUCCCCUGCUUCUAGCUUUUCCCCGCCCUCCCGAUCUCUCCCCACUUCCCCCUCCCCUCCCCCCCCCCCCCCCACCCCCCCUUUUCCGCGCGCAGUUAUUACUCCGUGGACGUGUGGGCCAGGUCACAUUUCUUACUUGCCUCAAAAUUCCUUCCCCCUCCUCCACCGUCGCCCACCCUUCCCCCCCCCCCCUCCCCCACCCCUUUUCCGCGCGCAGGUAUUACUCGGUGGACGUGUGGAUCGGCUAUUACUCGGUGGACGUGUGGAUCGGGUCCCCACCGCGCAAGUUCUCUCUCAUGGUGGACACGGGGAGCGCGCUCACCAUCGUGCCCUGCUCUUCCUGCUCGCCGUGUGGCGCUCACAUGAAUCCACCCUAUUCCCCCUCCGCCUCCGCCUCCUACCUCCCCGUGCCCUGCCGCGGAGGUUCCUGCGCGGGGAACCGCUGCGACCGCCAGCAGCGGUGCGCGUACUCGCGGCGAUACGCUGAGGAGAGCACCAGCGACGGCUUUCUCUCCUCCGACCUCGUCUCCUUCUCCCCUCCGCCUCCCCCUCCCGCGCCCGCCGCCUCCGCCGCCGUCCCAAAGGAGAAGCGCGCUUCCGCGCACGAAGACCCCCGGCCUUCCGCUUCCUCCUCCUUUUCGUUCUUCUCCUGGUGGUGGUGGCCGUUUUCCCCCUCCCCUUCCGCCGUCGCUUCCGCCUCUUCCGCGUCGUCUCCCCCUUCCUCCUCCGCCCAUGCGCAAGCCUCCUCCGCUUCCCCCUCCUCUUCCUCGAUAUCUUCCGCGCAAGCCCAGUCUUCCGCUCCAGGCCCCGUUCCGCCCCUUCCGCGCGUGCUAUUCGGGAAAUUUGUGCGCAUGCCAGGGGACGAUUUGCGCGCAUCUGAGUGGGUGUUUGCGUAUGUGAGGGGGCGCAGAGGCACGCCCUUUUACCAGGUGGUGGUGUCCCAAAUCCGCAAAGCAGGGGAUCCUCUCCCCGUGGAGGACGCCCCGCUGCUAUUCUCCUCCGGCUGCACGCCCUUUUACCAGGUGGUGGUGUCCCAAAUCCGCAAAGCAGGGGAUCCUCUCCCCGUGGAGGACGCCCCGCUGCUAUUCUCCUCCGGCUGUGGUGGUGUCCCAAAUCCGCAAAGCAGGGGAUCCUCUCCCCGUGGAGGACGCCCCGCUGCUAUUCUCCUCCGGCUGUUUGCUGACUGCUUGCUCUCCUCUCCCUCUCCCCCCCCCGCCCUCACCCCCAGAGGCACGCCCUUUUACCAGGUGGUGUCCCAAAUCCGCAAAGCAGGGGAUCCUCUCCCCGUGGAGGACGCCCCGCUGCUAUUCUCCUCCGGCUGCACGCCCUUUUACCAGGUGGUGGUGUCCCAAAUCCGCAAAGCAGGGGAUCCUCUCCCCGUGGAGGACGCCCCGCUGCUAUUCUCCUCCGGCUGCACGCCCUUCUAUCAGGUGGUGGUGAGUCAAAUCCUUAUCGGGGGAGACCCUCUCCCCGUCGAGGACGCCCCACUGCUCUUCUCCUCCGGGUACGGGGUCCUCGUUGACAGCGGCACCUCCUUCUCCUACCUGCCGGCGCCGCUUACUCACUCCACCACCCUCUCUCUCUCUCCCUCCCUCCCUGCCUCCAUCCCUUCCCUCUCCCCCAGAGGCACGCCCUUCUAUCAGGUGGUGGUGAGUCAAAUCCUUAUCGGGGGAGACCCUCUCCCCGUCGAAGACGCGCCGCUGCUAUUCUCCUCGGGUUACGGCGUCGUGGUGGACAGCGGCACCUCCUUCUCCUACCUGCCGGCGCCGCUCUUUGAGGCGUUCAAGCACAGCGUGAUGGCGCGCGUGGCGCGGGGAGUCAAGAUGCUGACGGAUACAGAGCCGCAGUACCAGAGCAUGUGCUUCCGCUCCACCACCUGGACUGCUCUGCAAGCCUCUACGCUGGCGUCCUUCUUCCCGUCGGUGGAGGUGGUAUUCGGGGAAGGCGCCGUUUACUGCCUGGACCCCAUUGUUCACUUCCUCUACCUCCCUCCUCCACUCCCCUCCUCCGCCGCUCCCCUCUUUCCCACGCAGGCAAGCCUCCACACUGGCGUCCUUCUUCCCGUCGGUGGAGGUGGUAUUCGGGGAGGGCGCCAUCUACCGCCUGGACCCAGAGAACUUCCUCUUCCAGCACCGCAAGCACCCUGCUACCUCCCUCACCACUCCCCUGCUGCCCCCUUGGGAUUGCCCCACACCUACCCCUCGUCUCGUCUCCCUGCAGGCAAGCCUCCACGCUGGCGUCCUUCUUCCCGUCGGUGGAGGUGGUAUUCGGGGAGGGUGCCAUCUACCGCCUGGACCCAGAGAACUUCCUCUUCCAGCACCGCAAGCACCCUGCUACCUCCCUCACCACUCCCCUGCUGCCCCCUUGGGAUUGCCCCACACCUACCCCUCGUCUCGUCUCCCUGCAGGCAAGCCUCCACGCUGGCGUCCUUCUUCCCGUCGGUGGAGGUGGUAUUCGGGGAGGGUGCCAUCUACCGCCUGGACCCUGAGAACUUCCUCUUCCAGCACCGCAAGCACCCUGCUACCUCCCUCACCACUCCCCUGCUGCCCCCUUGGGAUUGCCCCACACCUACCCCUUGUCUCGUCUCCCUGCAGGCAAGCCUCCACGCUGGCGUCCUUCUUCCCGUCGGUGGAGGUGGUAUUCGGGGAGGGCGCCAUCUACCGCCUGGACCCCGAGAACUUCCUCUUCCAGCACCGCAAGCGCAGCGGCGUCUUCUGCAUUGGGGUGUUCCCCAACCCCGACCAGGGCACUAUUCUUGGCGGGCACCAUUCUCGGCGGUGAGUGGCUGCACUGGUACCUUUCACACCUACCCACUCUUUCAGCACCGCAAGCGCAGCGGCGUCUUCUGCAUCGGGGUGUUCCUUAACCCCGACCAGGGCACCAUUCUCGGAGGUCUCAUGUUUCGCAACACCAUGUUGACCUUUGACCGGGUCAACGACCGCCUUGGCUUUUGGAAGACCCCCUGCGACCAGCUCAUGACCCACAUUGUGUCGCCUGGCGCGCCUGGUUCGGAACCAGGUCCGGAGCCAGGUUUGGGUGCAGGUUCGGAAUCUGGGUCUGGAUUAGAGGAGGAAGGCUCGGAUAUACGGCCUGCAGCAAGGACAAUGAAUCCGUUAGGGAGGGGCAGGGAUCCUCGGGACCCGUACACAGAGGAGCAGGCUCGGUCAGGUGGAGGUUCGGCAGCAGGCUUGGGUGCAGGCACAGGUGGACCCAAGCCUGACGUUGGCACCCACCCAAGCAGCAUUACCACACAGGAUGCCACUACAAGGGGUGUGUCUGCCAGGGAUGUGACUGUAAGAGGCGACAGCAGCAGCAGCAGUGCGACCAGCAGAAGCAAGCGGGCGCCGGAUGCAGGGCCAGCAGGCAGCGAUGACGACAUGGCGAUGGUGUGGGCUGUAGCGGAUGCCAUGCCAUCAUACCGCCCGGUGGACUCCACGGGGUGUGCGGGGUGCGCCAGCCACGUUGACAUGGAGCUGCGGUUUCCGUUGCUCUCGUCCGCACAGCUGGACGCGCUGGAGGGGCAGCUGACUGAUGAGCUGAUCCGAGAAUUAUUGCUGGAGCCGGGACAGGUGAGGGCACAGGGGGGCAAGGGCAGGUAUGGGCAGGGGGGAGCAAGGAGUGGAAAGGAAUGGGCUGGUGAAGGGCAGGUGGUGAUUCAGAGUGUGUGGGGCACGAGUCCCAGCGGGGCAGCAGCGGAGGUGUGGCUGGUGCCGUAUGCCGGCACCACCUUCCUGCCCGCCAUCACAGUGCAGCGCGUCAACUCCACCAUUCGCCAGCACGCCAUGCACCUGUCGCCUGCGUUUGGCCCCUACAAUCUCAGCUCAUUCAACGCGCCGCCGCCUGACUUCUCUGGCAGCGCGGCUCAAUCCCAUUCCAAGCCGCAGCUGCGGUGGCUGUGGUUCCUCGUCGCAAUCCCCCUCUUCCUCCUCUGCAUCGCUGCUGCCGUCUGGUUCCGAGUGGGGCGAAAGGAGGGGGAGACCGAGGCCGGGAGGAAGAGAUUUGUGACGGUGGGGCGGCGGUUGCAGCAGGAGGCAAUGGAGAGUGUGAGGAGCGAGAGGAUGGAGAGGCAUGAUAGAAUAGAGCGGUUUGAGCGGCAUAAUAAGAUGAUUGCGCUGACUGCCCAAGGGUCUGGCUCGUCGCCGAAGCAAGUUCCUGGGUUUGGGUUGAUGAGCGGGAGUGUACAUUGA